Molecule: messenger RNA, 606 nt
Organism: Aspergillus nidulans FGSC A4
Lineage: Eukaryota; Fungi; Ascomycota; Eurotiomycetes; Eurotiales; Aspergillaceae
Product: GNAT family N-acetyltransferase
Exons: 1
Coding region: 1-606 (201 amino acids)
Molecular function (GO): transferase activity; acetyltransferase activity; acyltransferase activity, transferring groups other than amino-acyl groups
Source: RefSeq, a predicted model, not a curated record
AUGACUUGCACUCUCGUCCCGAUCAACCUCACCGAACCCUCUGAACUGGAGGAGCUUCGACAGCAGCGUCUCGUCUGCGGCUGGGACAAUACCCCAGACACGAUCGAAAGCUGGCGCAAAAAACAAGAAGCGGGCCUCAAGUCGUUUUUUUGGAUCACCACCAACACCGACACCAAUGGUUUGCAAACCCCUAUCCGCGCCGGCCACAUCUCCCUCGACGCGUAUGCGGAGCCCGCAGACUGGGACCUUGCCAACGCGGAAAAGACAAACCUCACUAUCCAAAACUUCUUUAUCCUGCCGCAAUAUCGCUCGAAAGGUCUCGGUCGUACGGUGAUGAGAAAGAUCGAGGCGCUGGCGACAGAGGAACCGUACGGCAGCGCGAACUGCGAGUAUAUUACAUUGAACUGCUUGAGCAAGAAACAAUAUUACGACGAGGUCUUAGGACCGCACGCCAGGGCGACCUUGUCGAUGUGCAACCAGGAAUGGUAUGAGAGGCAGGGCUACGUCGCUUGGAAGGAGGAGCCGCGCUACGAGGACAUAUUGCCGGAUCAGACCAGGUUUGUAUGGGAUGCGGCGUUUAUGCGAAAGAAGGUGAAACAGAGAUAA